UAAUGAAAGACUAGUCUUAUAUGUUACAGCUCAAGUUUAAAUGACAACUUAACUUGAUGUUAUGCACUAAUUAGGGAAAUGCCAUGCCAACCUCCAUGGGGAGUUGAACCCAGGACCUUUUGCUUAAUAGCCAAUCAACCAGACCACUGACUGGGCCACCCCAGCUCUCAUAUCCGCAGCACUCCUCAAUAAUAUGGGUGGGGGUAAGUGGCCUUACGCAUGCCCUUUAGAUCAUAAGGUCAAUCAUAGAGUCAAGUGGCAUUGUUUCCAUUCAUAAUGUGUACGUGACAAGGAGUAGGGUCACCUGCCCAAACUCAUGGGUUUUCUCACAGUCCUCUUUUUUCUUCCACUGCUAAAGACCCCUACACACCAGUGAAUAUUGAAAUAAAAUUGAACCAUUUUAUUGAACCUCCCAUGCUGUAUUAUUUUGUACUACUUUCCCUUUGCAGGCCUAGCAUAUUCUUAGAUAUUCAGGCAUCAAGUGACAAAUAUGAAAAAGAGCUAGAAUGGUUAUUAAGAGUCAUUGAAAAUGAGAACAAAAAGGUCAUCCUUUAUGUGCGGUCAAUAAACCAUUGCUACCAAAUAUAUCUUUGGCUGAUGACAUCAUUUAUUGAUAAAGAUAUAGAUCUAACUGAUAAAUUAGAUUUGUUUCAUGCCAAUACUGAUAAAGAUUCCAAAGGAAUAAUGAAACAAUUUGUUGACAAAAAUGGAAAUAUCAAGGUUUUGGUAACCACUAUAGCCUUUGGUAUGGGAGUAAAUAUUUCCAAUAUUGAUGUUGUUGUUCAUUGGGGAUUACCAUCAUCAGUUUUGGCAUACUGGCAGGAUGUAGGUCGUUGUGCUCGGGAUGAGGGAUAUGCUAUUUGUUAUGUAUUUAAGAGAAGUGUUAACAAAUGUAGUGAUGAUGAAUUUAAAAAAACUCCUUAUCAAAAGGUAUGUGUUCGAAAAUCAAUUUUAGAAAAAUUUUUAAUCAAAGGUAUGAAUGAACAUGAUAUUGAUACAUUAGGUAACGAAGAAACAUAUAAUCAUAGUACAUGCAAAGGUAAUUGUAAAUGCAAAAAAUGUCAAUGUUAUCCAUAUCUGGAAAUGUGGAGUGACAUCGACCUGGUUGGGAUUUGA
Molecule: messenger RNA, 1116 nt
Organism: Patella vulgata (common limpet)
Lineage: Eukaryota; Metazoa; Mollusca; Gastropoda; Patellidae
Product: ATP-dependent DNA helicase RecQ-like
Biological process (GO): double-strand break repair via homologous recombination
Cellular component (GO): nucleus; chromosome; cytoplasm
Molecular function (GO): 3'-5' DNA helicase activity; four-way junction helicase activity
Source: RefSeq, a predicted model, not a curated record